AUGGCUGUGAUGGAUCCCAAGGAUAAAAGUCACGUCCCACCCUCCGUGGUUGACACCCCCAUGGGUAAAUCAGAGGGUCCCGGGGAUGUCCAAGAAGGUGUAUUUGCCGAUAAUGCCGAUGCCCUGCAGCGUCAUCUGGGCAAUCGUCAGAUUCAGCUGAUUGCCAUCGGUGGCUCCAUUGGAACCGCUCUCUUCGUCAGUAUUGGAUCAGGUCUAUACCAUGGUGGUCCCGGUAGUCUCUUCUUGGCCUUUACCAUUCAAUCCAUCUUCCUGGCCAUGAUCAACAACUGUCUCGCGGAGAUGACCACAGCCUUCCCAGUCAGUGGUGGUUUCAUUCGGUUGGCGGGGAAAUGGGUGGACGACGCCCUAGGAUUUAUGGUCGGCUGGAAUUUCUUUUUCUACGAGGCUCUGCUGAUUCCGUUUGAAAUCUCUGCUUUUACCUUGGUCCUUUCCUUCUGGAGUGAGAAAGUCACCGAGCCUGGCCCAGUGGCCGGCAUCUGUGCUGCCGUGAUCUUGUGCUACGGUUCAUUAAACAUUUUGGCGGUCAAAGCCUACGGUGAAGCCGAGUUCUGGCUCUCCGGCGGCAAGGUCAUUCUCAUCUUCUCUCUCUUCUUCUUCACGUUCAUCACCAUGGUUGGGGGAAACCCGCAGCAUGAUGCCUAUGGUUUCCGAAAUUGGAACAACCCAGGCUCCUUCAUGGAGUACCUCGACACCGGGGCUCUGGGACGCUUCGAAGGUUUCCUCGGAUCUCUGUGGUCGGCGGCCUUUGCCGUGGUUGGGCCAGAGUACAUCUCCAUGGUCGCGGCCGAGGCGAGACGUCCUCGUGUGUACAUCAAGAACGCCUUCAAGACCGUCUAUAUCCGAUUCGGUAUCUUCUUCAUUGGUGGCGCCUUGGCCGUGGGCAUCGUCUGCUCUGCACGCGAUCCACAGUUGACCAACGUGGUGACGGGAAAAACGGGCGGUUCGUCCGCGGCGGCCUCGCCAUAUGUCAUUGGCAUGCGAAACAUGGGAAUCGCCAUCUUCCCAUCAAUCGUGAAUGCUCUCCUCUUGACCUCCAUCUUCUCAGCGGGCAACACCUACACCUACUGUGCCAUUCGAACCCUGUAUGGUCUGGCGCUUGAGGGACGUGCCCCACGUGUGCUUACCAAGACCACCAAGAGUGGUGUGCCCAUCUACUGCUUUGCCUUUGUCAUGAUCUUCCCGAUCCUGUCCUUCCUGCAGGUAUCCAACAGCUCUUCUAUCGUGAUCACCUGGUUCGCCAACCUGGUCACUGCCGGAGGUCUAAUCAACUACAUCGUCAUCUCAAUAACCUACAUCUGUUUCCACCGCGCCUGCAAAGCCCAGGGUCUUGACCGCCGCACCUUCUCCUACUUCGCGCGUCUCCAACCCUUCUGUGCCUACGCCGCCCUCGUCUGGAUGAUCCUCGUCACCAUCCUCUACGGCUACCCGGCCUACAAGCCCUGGAAUGUCUCAACCUUCUGGUCGGAUUACACCAUGCAGAUCGUCAUCCCCCCUCUCUUCCUGGUCUGGAAGCUCCUCAAGAAGACCAAGUGGCUGAAGCCUCAUGAGGUGGAUCUCGUCUGGGAACGCCCUUUGAUCGAUGCCUACGAGGCGAGUUUCUUGGAUCCGCCAGUCGGAUUCUGGAGGGAGUUCGGCCAGUUGUUUGGAUUCCGUCGUGUCCAGGGCGGAAACGAUCAACGGAGGGCUUCGGUGCAUCGGCCUAUGCCAGAUGACGCCUCAGAUGAGGUUGUUGCUUGA
Penicillium diatomitis is the source of this 1758-nucleotide messenger RNA. RefSeq names its product General amino acid permease AGP2. Gene Ontology annotation, cellular component: membrane. The record is from RefSeq and is a predicted model, not a curated record. Bases 1 to 1758 code for a protein of 585 amino acids. NCBI's taxonomy places the organism in Eukaryota, Fungi, Ascomycota, Eurotiomycetes, Eurotiales, Aspergillaceae. Gene Ontology annotation, biological process: amino acid transmembrane transport. The transcript has 5 exons. Gene Ontology annotation, molecular function: amino acid transmembrane transporter activity.